CAACCUCCUUGGUCCACGCCUCUAUGGUCCACGCACUGUGCGUGCGGUGCGUGCUGUGCGUCCAAGCCGUCCAUCCAUCCACGGGCUUCUGGCGUCAUAGUUCCGGUUCUAGCUGUUCUAGGGCUCCUCCUCCUCUAGGGGGUUUUGCAUAUUUUACCAACUGAGUUAUGGGCUGUGAGUGCUGUUAGUUCACUCAUUUUUACGAGUUUGAGGAACUUUAAAGUUUCCCAGUGUUCGUGAGAAUUGUGCGAGUUCAGCCUUUGCCAGUUUACUUGAGCUUUUGGCAAUAUCUAGUGCUUGGUGCUCCAAAAUUGUCCCGAAAUGGCCCAGCCUCCGAGAGCGGACGUGAACUACCUCCGUGGGUUGUUCAGGAACGUGGAUAAGGACGGAACUGGAAACAUCAGCGCGACUGAGCUUCAGAGUGCGCUCUCCAAUGGAACAUGGAAGCCGUUCAACCCAGAAACCAUAAGAAUGAUGAUCGACAUGUUUCGUUCGCCAGGCAUGUUUGACCGGAGCCGUGUCGGGACGGUCGACUUUGACGAGUUUGUCUCUCUGUGGAACUACAUCACCAGCUGGCUGAGCUGCUUCCAGAGCUUUGACCUGGACCGCUCGGGCGCCAUCGAUAAGCGAGAACUUAGCGAGGCCCUCACUAGGUUUGGCUACCGGCUGAGCGAGCCAACGAUGACCAUGCUGCUAGUGAAGUUUGAUAGGGACGGCAAGGGAUCCAUCAACUUCGACGACUUCAUCCAGUGCUGCGUGACACUCCAGACCCUGACAGCUGCAUUCCGCCAUCACGACACGGACCAAGAUGGCUGGAUCAAGAUUUCCUACGAGGAUUUCCUCCGGCUGGUGUUCAGUGUGCGCAUGUGAUGGCCUUCGGGGAGUGUUGUUGGUUCCUUCUUUCCCCUUCACUCCGUUUCACGGCGCUACAGUUUGUUUUGUCCAGUGCUUGUAUGGUCCCGGACAGGCACGUCUCCGUGCUGUCACGGAAAUGUGCCGAGGGGGCUGUUGCCUUUAUUCCGUACCAAUAUUGCAUCAGGUGCCCACAAAUGUCAACAGAGUUAAUAAAGGGAAUGCUUCUCGAUGCCUAA
This is a messenger RNA of Ixodes scapularis (black-legged tick), 1091 nucleotides long. RefSeq names its product programmed cell death protein 6. The record is from RefSeq and is a predicted model, not a curated record. Lineage: Eukaryota; Metazoa; Arthropoda; Arachnida; Ixodida; Ixodidae. Gene Ontology annotation, molecular function: calcium ion binding. The transcript has 6 exons. Bases 322 to 870 code for a protein of 182 amino acids.